CCCCUCCCCCGCCCACGCUUCGGCCCCGCUCCCCUCCCACCCCCGCCCCCGGCUCUGAUUUCUUCUCUCCAGCGAGCUCUGCAGGAGACACAGGCUGCUCGGUCCGCUCUCCGCCUCCGCCGCGCCCUCCUCGCCGGGGAUGGCCCCCCCCUGCCGCCACCGCCGCCGCCGGCGGAGCCCUCGUCUCCCGGCAGCCGCCUCGGUCGCCGCGCUUGCCCUAAAGCCCGGCGGUCCGCGAGCCCCGGCUCACCCCGCAGCCUCGCCCCCCUCACCCGUGCCAGACUGCGGUAGAGCGCUCACGAUGCUGCCGCCGGUGCCCUCCCGCCUCGGGCUGCUGCUGCUGCUGCUCCUGUGCCCCGCGCACGUCGGUGGACUGUGGUGGGCUGUGGGUAGCCCCCUGGUCAUGGAUCCUACCAGCAUCUGCAGGAAGGCCAGGCGGCUAGCAGGACGGCAGGCUGAGCUGUGCCAGGCAGAGCCGGAAGUGGUGGCAGAGCUUGCCCGGGGCGCAAGGCUGGGGGUCCGAGAAUGUCAGUUCCAGUUCCGUUUCCGACGCUGGAACUGUUCCAGUCACAGCAAGGCCUUUGGGCGCGUCUUGCAGCAGGACAUUCGAGAGACAGCCUUCGUGUUUGCUAUUACUGCAGCCGGCGCCAGCCACGCGGUCACGCAGGCCUGUUCCAUGGGAGAGCUCCUGCAGUGUGGUUGCCAGGCACCCCGUGGGCGAGCACCACCUAGGCCCACUGGUCUUCUGGGCACCCCUGGACCUCCCGGACCAGCAGGUUCCCCAGAAGCCAGCGCAGCCUGGGAGUGGGGAGGCUGUGGAGAUGAUGUGGACUUCGGGGAUGAGAAGUCAAGACUCUUUAUGGAUGCUCAGCACAAGCGGGGACGUGGCGACAUCCGUGCACUGGUGCAACUGCACAACAAUGAGGCGGGCAGGCUGCGGUCGUUUUCUGAAUUUUCUCCUUCUAACCUUAUGCCUACCUGCCUGCAUCCAUCCAUCCUUCCUUCCUCCCUCCCUCCCUUCCUUCCCCCCUUCCUUCCUGAACCCCCUCCUUCCCCACCCUCUGCUUCCUUUGCUUUCUGUUGGUCCCCUGCUUCUCUCUGCCCCGCCUAUCGCCCGCCCCUCUGCUCCUGCAGGCGGUGCGGAGCCACACGCGCACCGAGUGCAAGUGCCACGGGCUGUCGGGUUCGUGCGCUCUGCGCACCUGCUGGCAGAAGCUGCCUCCGUUCCGCGAGGUGGGCGCAAGGUUGCUGGAACGCUUCCACGGAGCCUCUCGCGUCAUGGGCACCAACGAUGGCAAAGCCCUGCUGCCCGCAGUCCGCACGCUCAAGCCUCCAGGCCGAGCCGACCUCCUCUACGCCGCCGACUCGCCCGACUUCUGUGCCCCCAAUCGGCGCACCGGCUCUCCGGGCACGCGCGGCCGCGCCUGCAACAGCAGUGCCCCGGACCUCAGCGGCUGCGACCUGUUGUGUUGCGGUCGCGGACACCGCCAGGAGAGCGUACAGCUCGAGGAGAACUGCCUGUGCCGCUUCCACUGGUGCUGCGUGGUGCAGUGCCACCGCUGCCGCGUGCGCAAGGAGCUCAGCCUGUGCCUCUGACCCGCCGCCUGCCUCGCCUCUGCGCGCAGCCCUCUUGGCAAUCUGCGGGACCACUGGAUUCCAGCAGGCGGCGCUGUCUGGGCCCAGCUGCUCUCUCGGGAAAAUACAUAUCUAAGCCUUGAGACACUUGCAGGGGCUGGGAGCUUAAGGUUUACACGUGCCUACGAAGGCUUGAGGACCCUGCCCCUCCAGCAUUCCCCAGAAGGGUCCUGUGCUGUUUUUCUUUUUGCUGGAGACUAUGCAAACUCUCCCUCCCUUUGGCCUCCCAGAUGGAAAUAAACAACAACAACAACAAC
Alexandromys fortis (reed vole) is the source of this 1892-nucleotide messenger RNA. RefSeq names its product Wnt family member 6 (gene Wnt6). The coding region runs from base 140 to 1711 and encodes 523 amino acids. NCBI's taxonomy places the organism in Eukaryota, Metazoa, Chordata, Mammalia, Rodentia, Cricetidae. Gene Ontology annotation, cellular component: extracellular region. Gene Ontology annotation, molecular function: frizzled binding; cytokine activity. The transcript has 4 exons. Gene Ontology annotation, biological process: multicellular organism development; cell fate commitment; canonical Wnt signaling pathway. The record is from RefSeq and is a predicted model, not a curated record.